AUGGCUUCCGCAAAACGCAAUUUCACAUACGAAGAAGAUGAUGAACCAAUUCAUCUCAAGAAACCAAAGCAACAACUUCCUUCACCACCAGUUCUUCUCAAUUCCGCAGACUGUGAUUUAGAUUUCAAUAUUGAAUGCAAUGGAGUUGUUGGAUAUGGUCUUAAUGAAGAAGGAUUUGGUUAUUGUUGGUCUGGUGCUAGAGCUACUGUUGGUAUAACAAAAGGUAGAUAUUGUUUUGGUUGCAUCGUUGUUUCUUCACAACGCGUUGAUACCGAUGAUACUGAGCUUGAUCAGCAUAAUUUAUGUCGUCUUGGUGUUUCGAGAGGCGAUGAUGCUGUUGGAGCUCUUGGUGAGACUAAAAACAGUUUUGGUUUUGGUGGUACUGGAAAGUUUUCGAAUUCGGGGAAUUUUUUUAAUUUUGGUGAUAGGUUUGGUGUUGGUGAUAUAAUUGUUUGUUGCAUUGAUCUUGAGAGUAAACCAUUUGGUUCUAUUGGUUUCUUGAAGAAUGGUAAAUGGUUGGGUACUGCGUUUCAAUUUGAUGUCGAUUCUUUAGGUCUUGGAGUGGCGGAUUCGCCUUUGGGAUUGGGACUUUUUCCGCAUGUUCUGUUGAAAAAUGUUGUGGUUCAGAUGCAGUUUAGUGUUGAACAAGGACUUGUUCCUCUAGAAGGGUUCAGACCUUGGGCCUUGGCUGUUACUGAUGGGAACGCGGUAAUAGGACCUUCGUUGUCUGAUCCAAAGGAUUGUGAAUUGAUUAUGAUGGUGGGGUUACCGGCUUCAGGAAAGACUACGUGGGCUGAAAAAUGGGUGAGAGAUCACCCGGAAAAGCGUUAUGUUUUGCUUGGCACAAACUUAAUUCUUGAACAGAUGAAGGUAGGUUAG
Molecule: messenger RNA, 879 nt
Organism: Trifolium pratense (red clover)
Lineage: Eukaryota; Viridiplantae; Streptophyta; Magnoliopsida; Fabales; Fabaceae
Product: heterogeneous nuclear ribonucleoprotein U-like protein 1
Exons: 2
Coding region: 1-879 (292 amino acids)
Molecular function (GO): protein binding
Source: RefSeq, a predicted model, not a curated record